Fusarium falciforme is the source of this 3321-nucleotide messenger RNA. RefSeq lists its product as hypothetical. NCBI's taxonomy places the organism in Eukaryota, Fungi, Ascomycota, Sordariomycetes, Hypocreales, Nectriaceae. Gene Ontology annotation, molecular function: NAD binding; oxidoreductase activity; NADP binding. The record is from RefSeq and is a predicted model, not a curated record. The coding region runs from base 1 to 3321 and encodes 1106 amino acids. The transcript has 5 exons.
AUGAGCUCUGUCCAAGUUGGCUUCAUCGGCCUCGGGGCCAUGGGCCUGGGAAUGGCAUGCAAUCUUCUGAAGAAGAAGGAGUACUUGGUUAAAGGAUAUGAUGUCUUCCCACCAAGUGCUGCAAAGCUUGCGGCUCAGGGCGGUCACACAUCCCAGACACCAAAACAAGCUGCCGAGGGCAGCCAAUUUCUCAUCAUCAUGGCUGCCAACGUACAGCAAGUAGAAGAGAUUCUCUUCCACCAAGGAGAUGGAGCCCUUGCAGGCCUGCCGACUGGCGCCAUAAUCCUCAUCUGCUCAACAAUACCACCAACAUUCUACGACUCAAUUACCGCUCGGUUAUCGGAAGCCGGUAGACCAGACGUGCUUCUAGUAGACUGCCCCGUCUCUGGCGGAACGAAGCGCGCUGCUGAGGGAACCUUGACCAUCUUCGCCUCAGGAAGCCCCGAGAGUUUGAAGCGAUCAGACCAGCUGCUGCAAUCAAUGUCCGAGACACUGUGCACUAUUGAAGGCGGUAUCGGCGCUGCAAGUAAGAUCAAAAUGGUCAACCAGCUCCUUGUGGGCAUUCACAUCGCCGUCGCGGCUGAAGCCAUGGGCCUCGCCGCAAAGGCCGGCCUCAACACCCGAGAGGUCUACAAAAUCAUCACCACUGCUGCCGGCAACUCCUGGGCAUUCGAGAACCGCGUGCCGCAUAUGCUUGAUGGGGACUGGAACCCUCUGUCCGCUCUCGAUAUUUUUGUCAAAGAUAUGGGUAUUGUCGUGUCAACGGCUCGGACGCUCCAGUUCCCUCUCCCCCUUGCGUCAACAGCCGAGCAGCUAUACAUCUCAGGCUCCGGCCAGGGCUACGGGACUGAAGAUGAUGCCGGACUAGUCCGUGUCUUCUUGCCUGGGUCACCAGAUGCCGUCAAGGCACAAGCAUCACAAACGGUGGAUCGCGAGGUUCUCACCCCUAGCACCACGCCGCUUGAGAUCUUGACCAUUGGCAUGAUUGGGUUGGGGGCGAUGGGACAAGGCAUGGCCUCAUCACUAGUCCGUGCCGGGUUCAAGGUGCGCGGCUAUGAUGUCUUCAGCCCGGCUGUUGACAAGUUUGCCGCAAACGGAGAAGAUGCCAUUCCCGCCGCAUCGCCUGCCGAGGCAGCUAAAGGAGCCGACGUCCUUGUCCUGAUGGUUCAGAAUGCGCAACAGGCCGAGGACGUUCUUUUUGGAUCUGGUGCAGCAGCCGAAUCUCUCCCAGAUAACUCGAUCGCGGUGCUUUGCUCGACCGUCCCUCCUUCUUUUGCUCGCAGACUUGAGCUUCGAUUGAACGCGCUUGGGCGUGGGAUCAGACUUGUUGAUGCGCCUGUCAGCGGCGGUGUUGCUAGGGCUGCGAACGGGACACUUGCGAUUAUGGCCUCCGGAGAUGAUGCAGCCAUCGACAAUAUCAACGGACCCCUUGCUGCCAUGACGGGCCUGCCCGACAAUCUUCACAGAUUACAGGGGGGCGUUGGCGCUGCAUCGUCUGUCAAGAUGAUCAACCAACUCCUUGCAGGAAGUCACAUCGCCGCAGCCGCAGAAGCUAUGGCAUUCGCAGCCCGCCUCGGACUUGACACAAGACAAGUCUUUGAACUUCUUGGCCAUGCAGCAGCCUGGAGCUGGAUGUUGGAGAACAGAGUUCCUCAGAUGCUUGAUGCAGACUGGACACCGCAUUCUGCCUUGGCCAUCUUCGUCAAGGACCUCUGGAUCGUGCUGGACGAGGCGAAGCGGCUAGGAUACUUUGCGCCCAUGUCUUGUGCUGCUCAUAACCUGUACCUAUCUGGAGCAGCGCAUGGGUGGGCAAAGGAGUCUGACGCUGGCAUUGUCAGGCUGUGGGAGCUGACAGGCAUCUCCGUUGCGUCAAGCGCCAGAGGUGAGGAGAAGUUGGAAAACGGUCCUCCAGGGCGGCUGCCGGCGCUGGAGACGAUCAAUGCGCUCCCACCAGCUCUCUCUGACAACGUCAUCGAAACUAUCCAGAGCGUUGUCCACAAAAGACAAGUCCCUGUGCUUGUUGUGCUUGACGACGACCCGACAGGAACGCAGACGUGCCACGACAUCAAUGUCCUCACAGUAUGGGAUGUUGACACGCUUCAACAGGAGUUCAGCCUCAACCCUACGGGCUUCUUCAUCUUGACCAACUCGCGCUCCCUUCCCUCCGUCGAAGCCAGAGCUCUGGUGACUGAGAUCUGCCAGAAUGUCAGGAUCGCUGCCGAGAAAUCACAGAAGGCGUUCGAAGUUGUGCUUCGCGGGGACUCUACUCUCCGUGGACACUUGCCUGAGGAGCCAGAAGCUGCAGAAGAAGCUCUCGGUUGCUUCGAUGGGUGGAUUAUUGCCCCAUUCUUCUUCCAAGGAGAGCGGUAUACUAUUGACGACGUCCACUACAUCAGAGAAGAUGGCAUGCUGGUGCCCGUGAACCAGACACCUUUUGCCCAAGAUGCAACGUUUGGAUACAAAAACGCCAACUUGCGUCAGUACGUCAUGGAGAAGUGCGGUGAUCGUUUCGACGAGUCUUGCUUUAUCUCAAUCACACUUGAGGAUAUCCGUCUGGGAGGUCCUGCAGGGGUAGCCAAGAAACUACUCUCCGUCGAGACUAGCUCCAACCGCGUCUUCAUUGUCAACGCAGCAGCCGAGUCAGACAUGCAUGUCUUCGUGGCGGGUCUGUUGGACGCUGAGAAGAGAGGAAGGCGAUACCUCUACCGUACCGCAGCAGCCUUUGUCUCGUCGCGGCUGGGGAUAAAGAGCAUCCAGCCGCUAACUCUCAAAGACCUCGGUGUAUUGACAGACACCCCAAACUCACCGGGCGGCCUAAUCGUCGCUGGGUCUUAUGUACCAAAGACCACGGCGCAGCUGGAAGUUCUGAGAGCGCGCAGGGGGGACAAACUUACUGUGCUAGAGUUAGACGUCGGAGAGCUGAUUACUUCCACAGAGGUGGCAGAUGCUGUGGUCAAGGUUGCGGCCGAGCAAGCAUCGGCCAAGAUCACCGAAGGCCACGACGUCCUGGUGAUGACUUCAAGGUCGCUGAUCAAGGGCAUCGACGCUCUUGGCUCCCUCCGCAUUGGAUCACAGGUCGCAAAAGCCCUGGUGCAAUUCGUAGAGGCCAUCGACGUGAGACCACGAUACCUGAUCGCCAAGGGGGGCAUCACAUCCUCGGAUGCAGCGACCAAGGGCUUAAAGAUGAGACGGGCAAAGAUUCUUGGCCAAGCUGCUCCGGGUGUCCCGUUGUGGAGGUGUGAUGAGGAAACAAGCCGGCAUCGAGGGGUUCCUCAACGACAGUGCGACAUUAGCGACGUCACACUUGAGAGGUUGGUAUAA